UCCAGUCAGUCUGAUAUUGAAAGUAUAUAAAUAUACUCUGUUACGAGAAAACUGAACAAUGCAAUUAAUAUUUUACUGACUUUAUUUCGAAAUUAAAUAACGAAAUGAACGCUUAAAAUACUCUUAUUACGUACACAGUGACGUAACGUUAACUAACUCGCUCACUAUUGCAUGUGAGCAAAAGGAAAAAAUAAAAGUUGAGCCACUCAAGAGCUGUGAAUAUCAUUUGCAUCAAAAUGUCAACUCCAGAUGCAUUCAAAGUUGGCUCUUUAAACGGCAAAGUCACGCUGAUCACCGGCGCAAGUUCAGGAAUAGGAGCGGGCACAGCCGUGCUCUUUGCCAAACUGGGCGCCCGGCUGGCGCUGAAUGGACGAGAUGUGGACAAUCUCACCAAAAUCGCCAAAGAGUGUGAAGCGUGUGGGGCAGAUAAACCCUUAUUAGUGCCAGGAGACUUAACAGAUGAGGACAUUGUGAAGAAGACAGUGGAAGAGGUCAUCGCUCACUUUGGGAAGCUGGAUGUCCUCAUCAACAGUGCAGGAAUCCUCGCCAUGGGCAGUAUAGAGACAACAGACAUGGCCCAGUAUGACAAGGUCAUGUCUGUUAAUGUCAGAUCAGUAUAUCAUCUUACGCAUCUCUGUGUGCCACAUCUCAUCAAAACAAAAGGCUCGAUUGUGAAUGUGUCCAGUGUGAAUGGGCAACGAUCAUUUCCUGGUGUACUUGCCUACUGUAUGUCCAAAUCAGCCAUCGACCAGUUCACACGCUGCAUUGCUCUUGAGUUAGCAUCAAAGCAAGUACGUGCCAACUCAGUCUGCCCAGGAGUAAUUAUAACAGAAGUUCACAAGCGUGCAGGACUUGAUGAGGACCAGUACGCUCAGUUCCUUGAGAAGUGCAAGGUGACACAUGCUCUCGGCAGACCGGGUGAAGUAGAGGAAGUAGCUCAUGCUAUCGCCUUCCUGGCAUCUGAUGCUGCAACAUUUAUAACAGGUGUCAAUCUGCCAGUGGACGGAGGUCGACAUGCUAUGUGUCCACGGUAAUGCUCCACCAUUGUGAUACAGCUCUGUCAUAGUGUUGUGUCAUAAAAGCAAACAAAAUAAACAUAGUUGGAAUCA
Labeo rohita (rohu) is the source of this 1109-nucleotide messenger RNA. RefSeq lists its product as uncharacterized. The transcript is spliced from 8 exons. The coding region runs from base 237 to 1034 and encodes 265 amino acids. Gene Ontology annotation, molecular function: oxidoreductase activity. The record is from RefSeq and is a predicted model, not a curated record. NCBI's taxonomy places the organism in Eukaryota, Metazoa, Chordata, Actinopteri, Cypriniformes, Cyprinidae.